Molecule: messenger RNA, 2975 nt
Organism: Pocillopora damicornis (cauliflower coral)
Lineage: Eukaryota; Metazoa; Cnidaria; Anthozoa; Scleractinia; Pocilloporidae
Product: myotubularin-related protein 9
Biological process (GO): phosphatidylinositol dephosphorylation; negative regulation of autophagy
Cellular component (GO): cytoplasm
Molecular function (GO): phosphatidylinositol-3,5-bisphosphate phosphatase activity; protein phosphatase binding; phosphatidylinositol-3-phosphate phosphatase activity
Source: RefSeq, a predicted model, not a curated record
GUUGCUUUUUAUUGAUGUGAUCAUUUCUGACUGAUGGAGUUUGUGGAGUAUAUCAAAUCACCGCGUGUUGACAAUGUGUAUCUCAAGCGCAGAGGAUUAGCUUAUCUGGAAGGAACUUUGUGCGUGACAGGUCAUCACUUGAUCUUCUCUUCUAGAACAGAACACAAGGAUGAGCUCAUUGUAAGUCACUUACUAAUAACAAUAGCUAGCAAAUCAUUUUCAUACGAACUGAUUGAGUUACUUGAAAAGAUUACAAAGUAUUCAGAGUCAAACUUUACACCUUGUUGGAUAAGUAAUGUAGCAUUCAACAGUUUCAUCCAAAAUUAUGCUAUCUUAGAUAGAGAUCUACAAGCAAAAAAUACAAAUCUGAGAUAUCCUUUUUUCUACCGACACCUAAGAGCCAUUGAUGAAGAUGGUUGGGAUUUAUUUAGUACAGAAAUGGAAUUCUCAAAACUCUCUGCAUUGACACAGGGCUGGAGAAUCAGUCAUGUGAACAGUAAUUAUGAGGUAUGCCCAAGCUAUCCAGCUAGUGUUGUAGUACCUGCAAAGAUGUCAGAUGAUACUCUGAAGGCAUCUGCUCAGUUUAGACAGUCUGGAAGAUUUCCUGUUCUUAGCUACUAUCACAAACGAAAUGGGGUUGUUCUUUUAAGAUGUGGUCAGCCAUUAACUGCGAUAGGAAGCAAGAGAAGUCGUGAAGAUGAGAGAUUGGUCAAUGCUACUUUAGGUGGUGAAACUAAAGGAGUUAUUAUUGACACAAGAUCCUCCACUGCUGCCAUGAACAGCAGAAGCAAAGGAGGAGGAGUGGAGCCAGAGUCACAUUACCCGCAGUGGAAGAGAGUUAAUCAAGGCAUUGAGAGAUACCCAGCGCUCAUUGAUAGUAUUGCAAAACUUGCUGAAGCCAGUUUGGAUCAAAAACUCAGCAUGAACUCAUGGCUGUCAAAACUUGAAGCAAGCUCCUGGUUGGAUUAUGUUCAAAGUGUUUUAUCAACAGCUUGUUACAUAGCACAAUGCUUGGAUACACAAGGCACAACUGUGUUAGUACAUGGUGAUGCUGGAACGGAUGCGACGUUACAAGUGACAUCAUUAACACAGGUUCUGUUGGACCCUCAUUGUAGAACAAUAAAGGGGUUUGAAGGGCUGAUUGACAGAGAAUGGCUGCGUGGUGGCCAUCCAUUCGCGGAGCGGUGCGUCAAAGUAGGUUUGUCUACAAGUAGGUACAAGGGACAAGGCCCAGUUUUUCUCCUCUUCUUGGACUGUGUUUGGCAGAUUUACCAGCAGUUUCCAUGUUCUUUUGAAUUCAAUGAUCGCUUUCUCAUCGCACUUUUUGAACAUGCAUAUUCCUCACAAUUCGGUACGUUUUUAUGCAAUAACGAAGGGGAGAGACAAGCAGCAAAGCUAAAAUCCAAGACUAUUUCUUUAUGGUCGUAUCUGAACCAAGCAGAUAUCCUGAAGCCUCUGUUAAAUCCUAUGUACGAACCCAACAACUCUGUUCUGUGGCCUUCUGUAGCGUCUCAAAGUCUUGUCCUGUGGCCAGGUUUAUUUUUAAAGUGGAGAGAAUCUAACAAGAAUGAAGAUAUCUUAUGGGAAGAAGUACGAAGAAUACAAGCAAUAAAUAUGGACCUGAAAAGCAAGGCUAUAUCGCUAAGAAGAGAAUAUGCCGAACUUCAAGCUAAAGUACUGGAAGAGAGAAGAAAAUGGCAAGAAGAGCGAGAUAAAAGAGAAGACCAAGGCUUGUAAGGAGAGAACUGUGGUCAAACUGAUGUUGCGCGCCUUCAGUUAGAAAUGUGAAAGACGAAUAGAUAAGUACUGCGAUCUUCGCUGGCAUUAGAAGAGAUAUACAAAUUUACCUUUUCUCUCCAAGGCGUUUCCAAAGAAUAGUUUCUCCGAACAAUAUUAAUGUACUAUCAAGAAGACAGGUGAUGAGAUUGAAGAAAAUAUAAUCAAGGGUAAACAUUUUGAUUUAACAACCAAUUCUCGUGACUAACAUUUUGAAACUUUGCAGGGGGGACUGCGGGAAUUACUACAGUUCAGGUAAUGGGAGGGAAAGUGGUAACAAAGAUCGAAAUGAAACCAUGUCAGCGGUAAAGAGUUGAAAUAGACCAGAGGUAGAUCAGAGGAUCAGUUCUCCACGUUGGUACUCAAGUUAUACUGAGACCGGCUGCCAUCAGCAACAACAACAACAACAACAAAACUUUCUCUUCGUGUUCUCUACAUUUUACAAAUUAUAGGAAAUUUUACACGUAAUGAAAACCAAAAAAACAGUAAUAGUUAAAAUGGUAAAAAAAUUAUCACAGAUCAAAUAUUGUUAACGGAGAGGGCAUAGCCAUUUGGAAAUAGCGAAUGUUAGUAUAUACUAAAACCGAGUAUAGCGUUCUGGUUGGCUACUAGAAUUCCUUACAUCCCUUGAUGGUCACCUCCAUGCAACUCGUAUGAGAUUUGCGCCCGAAAAUAUUUUUAUCGUUUCAGGAAUAAAUUAGUUCAAAUCAUCUCUUUGAGCGAUAUUAUCUCAAUGUGUUAUUAUAUAUUAAGACAACCACUCACCUCGGAGUGGGUGACAAGUGGUGGAUAUUUAAUUCGCGGCUCCGCGGCUCGAUGAACAUUUACUACUAGCCACCGACACUGAGGUAAAUAGCGGUUAAUUAUUUAGACGAGGUGACUAGGCCAUGCAUCUGUAUAUUUAAAAAAAUGCGGGAGAAAUUGGACAUGCGCCUAGUCAAGUGUUCGAGCACAAGGACUGUGCAUUCAUUGUAGUAUUACUACUUAAAAACUAGAUGAGAGCUCCAAAUUUCUGUGGUGUGAUAGUGAGGGUGAGGCUGAUUCAACUAUCGUGAAUAAAAAAUUGAGAGCGAAUAAACGAAUUGAUCUGUAAAAAUCAAUAAGUUUUUCAAAACUUGAUAACAAUAUAGUCUCGUCGUUUUUAAAAUUAUUUUUUAACAACUACAUGACUUCCGAUAAACUUCUGUUCUAUUAACUGA